Messenger RNA from Drosophila willistoni, 1173 nucleotides. RefSeq names its product odorant receptor 85c (gene Or85c). Lineage: Eukaryota; Metazoa; Arthropoda; Insecta; Diptera; Drosophilidae. Gene Ontology annotation, cellular component: plasma membrane. The transcript is spliced from 3 exons. Gene Ontology annotation, molecular function: olfactory receptor activity; odorant binding. Gene Ontology annotation, biological process: detection of chemical stimulus involved in sensory perception of smell; sensory perception of smell. Bases 1 to 1173 code for a protein of 390 amino acids. The record is from RefSeq and is a predicted model, not a curated record.
AUGGAUAACUUUCUUAAGUACGCAAAUUUCUUCUAUAAGGCCGUGGGCAUUGAACCGUAUGCAAGAAGGACACAAAGUUCCGGUGAUGCCCUACGCAAGAGCAUCGUUUAUUGGGCGAAUGUGAUCAAUCUGAGUGUCAUAGUCUUUGGCGAGGUUGUCUAUGUGGGUAUUGCCUUUGCCUCGAAUAGACCCGUUGAGGCCAUAAUGGUUAUGUCUUACAUUGGAUUCGUGGCGGUUGGCAUGAGCAAAAUGAUUAUUGUGUGGUUGAAAAAACCAGAUCUCAGCAAAAUUAUGGACGAGCUGCAUGAACUGUAUCCUCGUGGAGAGGUUAAACAGAGAGAGUAUAAAUUAGAGAGAUAUCUACGCUCCUGCUCUCGCAUCAGUCUGACCUUUUCGACACUGUACUCCGUGCUAAUCUGGACCUACAAUUUGUUUAGCAUCAUGCAGUUUCUCAUCUAUGAACUGUGGCUCCAAAGCAGAGUUGUUGGACAGACUUUGCCCUAUUUGAUGUAUACACCGUGGAAUUGGGAGGGCAACUGGACCUAUUAUGUUAUGCUCUUCUGUCAAAACUUUGCUGGUUACACCUCGGCGGCGGGUCAGAUAUCAACAGAUCUUUUGCUCGUUGCUGUGGCCACUCAGGUUGUCAUGCACUUUGACUAUUUGGCAAGGAGCAUUGAAGGUCAUGAGCUUGCUGGAAAUUGGGAGACGGACUCCCGUUUCCUGAGUGACUCUGUGCAAUAUCACGAGCGUCUCUUCAGCCUGGCUUCGGGUCUAAAUGAUAUCUUUGGUGUGCCAUUGCUGCUCAAUUUCAUGAUCUCUUCGUUUGUCAUCUGCUUUGUGGGUUUCCAAAUGACUGUGGGAGUUCCACCUGACCUAAUGGUUAAGCUAGUCUUAUUUUUGGUUUCAUCGUUGUGUCAAAUUUUGUUGAUUUGCUACUAUGGCCAGCUAAUUGCGGAUUCUAGUUCUGGCAUUUCAUGGGCAGCCUACAAACAGAAUUGGAACUAUGCAGAUGUGCGUUACCGUCGGGCUUUAGCCUUCAUCAUAGCUCGGGCACAAAAACCAGCAUAUCUAAGAGCCACCAUAUUCAUGAGGAUAACCAUGGGCACCAUGACUGAUCUUCUACAAAUAUCAUACAAGUUUUUUGCUCUACUUCGUACCAUGUAUGCCAAGUAG